This is a messenger RNA of Larimichthys crocea (large yellow croaker), 3161 nucleotides long. RefSeq names its product sortilin. The coding region runs from base 261 to 2732 and encodes 823 amino acids. Gene Ontology annotation, molecular function: protein binding. The transcript is spliced from 21 exons. Lineage: Eukaryota; Metazoa; Chordata; Actinopteri; Sciaenidae. The record is from RefSeq and is a predicted model, not a curated record. Gene Ontology annotation, biological process: endocytosis; Golgi to endosome transport; vesicle organization. Gene Ontology annotation, cellular component: Golgi apparatus; membrane.
GCAUUGGUUGCAAAUGACUCCAUCAAACACACUUGAAAUGUAGAUCCUCCCAGCAGCUCAGGUCACCUGGAUGCGGGCAGAAACACCUGCUGGCGCAGGACGCACCACCUCACACAGCACUUUUUAUGUUAAUGACCCGUCCAUGCACGUCCCACCCACGACUUGCCUUUACAGCGCAAAACUAUUAACAGUCAGUAUAGGCAGGCAUUUCGGUCACUGGUACUUUUUUUGUGAGGUUCCCUUAUUUUUACGCAUCGGAUAUGAUCUGGAGACUCGUGGUUUUGGUCGGGGUGUACCUUCUCCUGGGUGCUGAAGGUAGAACCCGCGAUGGGAGAACGCUGACUUUCCACCGGACUCAGCAGGAUGAGAGCCAGGGCCAAGGGCGCGCACGCCCCAGGAGGGAUAUCAGCGGCUCCUCCGGCACCCUCAGGCCUUCUCACGGUCCUCCUUUCACCUCCUGUCGGAUCCCCCUCACUCCAACCGAGCACAAGGUUCUGGAUGACAAUACACAUGAGACAGGGUUUAACGGCGAUGACGGCUCUUAUGUGAUUCUCACGUGGGUGGGCGAUGGUACAGGAGUCGUCCUGGUGCUGUCAACAUUCAGUGCCCCAAUAGAUACUUUCCUCGAAGGAGGCUCGUCACGACUUUAUCGGAGCACGGAUUAUGGAAAAUCCUUCCAUGACAUUUCCCAACGGAUCAACAACACCUUCAUAAAGGAGGAGUUUGGAGUAAGCGUUGGACCAGGGAGCUCUGUGAUAUUGACAGCAGAUGUACCCGUGCUGGACAACCGAGGCGGCAUCAUCUUCACCUCCACGGAUGCCGGCGCGACCUUUAAGUUCAUCCAGCUGCCCUUCCACCUGGCUCAGCCAAUCACGUACCACUUCCUCAACCCCGAUUACCUCGUGGCUCUCAGCAUCGAUGGCGGCCUUUGGCUCUCACUGGACUUUGGCGCUAAGUGGACAAAAGUUCAUGAUGGAGUGCAUUCUUUCUCGUGGGGGGCUGGUAUCAAUUUGUUCUUCAGCUGCAGUCGAGUAGACACAUUUGAGGCGGAUGAGAGGGGGGAUUUGGUGCUGAAGAGGACGAAGGACCUGGGGAUGACUUUCACCAUAAUCCACGAGGACAUCUUCAGCUUUGGCUACAUCGGAGCCUUCCUCUUCUUUUCUGUGAUGGAGGACUCGAGAUCCCCUCGUGUCAUGUAUUUCUCAUCAGACCAAGGAGACACCUUCAGUCAAGCGCUGCUCCCGUCUGCCUCCACUGAGCAGUUCUACUCCAUCCUGGAUGGGGAUGAAGACAUGCUCUUCAUGCAUGUGGAUAACCCCGGAGACACCUUCUUCGGGACCAUGUACACGUCAGAUGACCGCGGCAUCUUGUUCUCCAAAUCACUGGAGCGCCACCUGUUUGAUGGGCAGAGGAAGAGCGAUUUCACCAACAUAACCUCACUGAGAGGAGUCUACCUCACUAACAAACUAGACGAAGAUGGCCGUAUAAGAUCCGUCAUCUCCUUCAACAGAGGAGGCACUUGGAGACAACUUAACAAACCCGAGAAUGUGGAGUGUGGAGACCAAGUCCAGAAAUGCAACCUUCAUAUCCACGGAGAGCACAGUCGCAACAACCGCAUCGUUCCCAUGUUGGCUCUGUCUGAGCCGACAGCUAUCGGUCUGGUUAUUGCCCAUGGUACUGUGGGUGACUCCCUGUCAUCGUCACAGCACCCAGAUGUGUUUGUCUCCUCAGACGGGGGUUAUAACUGGAGGGGGACACUGAGGGGUCCUCACCACUACAGCAUAUUGGACUCUGGGGGUCUUAUUGUAGCCGUGGAGGCCCAGCAUGAAAAACAAGUCAAGACUAUCAAGUUUUCCACAGAUGAGGGCAGGUGCUGGAAGUCCUACAACUUCACAGAGCAGCCCUUCUUCUUCGCAGGCCUGGCAUCUGAGCCGGGGACCAAGGCCAUGAACGUCAGUGUGUGGGGCUUCAGACCUGAGGACGACAGCCAGCCCAUGUGGGUGGCUGUAACCAUUGAUUUUCAGAGCCUCAUUACAAAAGAGUGUACGGCCAAAGACUAUGAGGAGUGGUUGGCACAUUCCACAGACGAAGCGGACUCGGAGAGGAACGGCUGCGUCUUGGGUGUCAAGGAGACUUACAGGAGGCUGAAGAGACAGUCUGUGUGCAGAAAUGGGCGAAGCUUUGUGGUGAGCAAGAAGCAGCGCCCCUGCCUGUGCAUCAGAGAAGAUUACAUAUGUGACUACGGUUACUACCGUCACGUGAACACCUCAGAGUGUGUGAGACAAUCCAACACAAACAAAACCUUGGAGCUCUGCCUGAAUGGAGAGGAGGAUGAGCUUCUGACAGCAGGGUACCGUAAGGUCCCGAGUGACAGGUGUGAGGGGGGAUUCACUCCUCAGCUCAUAGACCAGACGGUCAUCAGGCCCUGUGGGGUAAAAACCAGCCCUGCUCCACCUGCCAAGUCCUCAUCUCCAGUUACACACUUUGACACACCGCGAGAGAGGCUGGUGUUGAUCCUGGUGUGUGCAGUGGCAGCAGUGGUCGUCCUGAUAGCUGUCAUUUCUGCCAUCUUUGCUGUCAGGAGGGUGGUUUACCCAAACAGGACACCAGUGUACCGUUUCUCCAACCUCCGGAUUCAGGAUGAAAAUGGCAUCACAGCUGAUCUCGAAAGCGCCACCAGCAGCAACGGCACGGCCUGCCAGCAGGACUCUGACGACGAUCUUAUUGAAUGACACAUGGCACAUUUUAAUCAGAUGGAUGUAAUAAAUAUUAAAGCAGCUGGGCUGGAUAAAGACUGCCAACGGCAUUUCAAUGGACUUAUCCCUGAUGAUUUGACGGGAGCACCCUGAACGAGAAGCAUGAACUUGUCUUAAUUUAUUGAGCUUACUUUAUUUCAUAGCUUUACUUUGCUUACUCUUUUGAUUUGUACAGUAUUUUUUAAUGUGUAUUUUUAUUUCAGUCUGUGUUGCACCACCUUUUUAAAUUCUUUUCAAUGUGAAAACAAACAAAAAAAGACAAUCCUGAAAAUGUGCAUUUGUAUAAAAAGACAAAAAACAAAACAAAAAAACAUAUCAUUAUGUUCUCUUUAUACUGUGUAUGUUAGAGUUUAAAAUGUGUCAUAAUAAGGUUUAAUGCGCAAUAAACUUUUCAAAUCUUCUGUC